AGCUGAGGGGAAAUAGAGCAGAACCAGCCUUCCCUGAUUGGAAAGCGAAUCACGACCUCAGCUCCAGCCGUGCAGACUGCCUUCGCCCCCGUCAUGCAGACCUCCGUCCUUCUCCUCCUCUCCCAAAUCCUCCUCCUGUCUCUCCUCAUUCCCACCUGCUCCUCCCAGACCGAGGCAGACCUCAUCGUUCAGACGCGUACUGGUCGAGUCCGAGGCACCCGCAUGCCGGUGCCAGACCGAAGCUUCGUCACCUCCUUCCUGGGCAUCCCCUUUGCAGAGCCGCCGGUAGGGAAGUGGCGUUUCCGUCGCGCUGAGCCCAAGGGUCUGUGGUCAGGGGUGUACGAGGCCAACGCCUACCCCAAAGCCUGCUACCAGUUCGUGGACAUGUCGUUCCCCGGCUUCCAGGGCAGCGAGAUGUGGAACCCCAACAGAGAGAUGAGCGAGGACUGCCUGUACCUCAAUGUCUGGGUGCCCUCCUCGCCCAGACCACACAAUCUCACCGUCAUGGUGUGGAUCUACGGCGGAGGGUUCUACAGUGGUGCCUCUUCUCUGGACGUGUAUGAUGGCCGCUAUCUAGCUCACAGUGAGACAGUCAUUGUGGUCUCCAUGAACUACCGGAUCGGUGCCUUUGGCUUCCUCGCUCUGCAUGGUUCCUCUGAGGCUCCCGGCAACGUGGGUCUGCUGGACCAGAGGAUGGCGCUGCAGUGGGUCCAAGACAACAUCCACUCCUUUGGUGGAAACCCCAAACAGGUGACUAUUUUUGGUGAGAGCGCUGGUGGAGCUUCAGUAGGAUUCCACCUCUUGUCUCCGGACAGCCGGCCCAUCUUCACCAGGGCCAUCCUUCAGAGCGGGGUCCCCAACUGUCCCUGGGCCUCGGUCAGCCCUGCUGAGGCGCGCAGACGGGCCACGUUGUUGGGCAAACUGGUCGGCUGCAACGGAGGCAACGACACUGAGAUGGUGGACUGUCUGCGCGGUAAAAACCCACAGGAGCUCAUCGACCAGGAGUGGCAGGUCCUGCCGUGGUCGGCCCUCUUCCGGUUUUCGUUUGUCCCCGUCGUGGACGGCGAGGUUGUACCCGACACUCCCGAGGCCAUGCUCAACUCGGGCAACUUCAAAGACACUCAGAUCCUGCUCGGGGUCAACCAGGACGAGGGCUCUUACUUCCUGCUGUACGGAGCUCCAGGCUUCAGCAAGGACAACGAAAGCCUGAUCUCCAGAGAGGACUUCCUGGAAGGUGUUAAGCUGAGCGUGCCACACGCUAAUGAUAUUGGCCUGGAAGCGGUGGUGCUGCAGUACACCGACUGGAUGGACGAGAAUAACGGGGUGAAAAACCGCGACGCCUUGGACGACGUCGUGGGCGACCACAACGUCGUCUGCCCGCUGGCCCACUUCGCUCGCUCCUACGCCCAGCACAGCGCCUUCAAGGCCAACAUGGGAGGGGUGGUGAACAGCGGAGCGAACUCACAAGGAGGGGUCUACCUCUACCUGUUCGACCACCGAGCGUCCAACCUGGCCUGGCCGGAGUGGAUGGGCGUGAUCCAUGGCUACGAGAUUGAGUUCGUCUUGGGCCUGCCACUGGAGAAGAGAUUCAACUACACCUUAGAGGAGGAGAGACUGAGCCAACGCAUAAUGAGAUACUGGGCCAACUUUGCACGAACUGGAAAUCCCAAUGUGAACCAUGACGGACUGGUGGACAGCAAGAAGCGCUGGCCUCUGUUCACCGUCAGCGAGCAGAAACACGUAGGACUCAACACUGAACCAAUGAAGGUCCACAAAGGUAUGAGGAACCAGAUGUGCGCCUUCUGGAACCGCUUUCUGCCACGCCUCCUCAACAUCACUGACAACAUAGACGAGGCAGAGCGUCAGUGGAAGGUGGAGUUCCACCGCUGGUCCUCCUACAUGAUGCACUGGAAGAGUCAGUUUGACCACUACAGCAAGCAGGAGCGCUGCACUGACCUCUAAGAACCUCAGCAGAGAGAGAUUAGAGAAUGACGGGGAGGGGGAGGCAGAGAGAACAAGCUGUGGCCAUUUUCCUCCAUAGCCCGUCCAUGAAGUCUAACUUCAUUCAAACUUUUUCUUUUUUUUUCUGUUUUUAAGUCCACACACAAACACAGGCACUGUUGAUCUUUAGUUGUGUUAUUUAUACUAUUUAUUUCUAUAUUGGUUUUUUUCUGAGUUUGUGUGUGUCUGUGGAAAUGAAGGGCUAUGGAGGGAAGUUGUCAUCGAUAUGGAGGAAUAUUAGAAAUGUCAAAGAUGUGUCAUUACCUCGGGUGUGUGUGUGUGUGUGUGUGUGUGUGUGUGUGUGUGUGUGUGUGUGUAUGCCUGCGUGCGAGCAUAUGUGUGUGUGUUUAACUCAAAUCUCAACAGGCCCAUGACACUGCACCGCUGCUGGUUUACUGUUGACGCACUUGUCUUUGUGAUGAUCUCAUAAAUGCUUCUUUUGUUUUCUGGACGAUUCCUUCUUUCCAGCAUAUCAGGUUUUGUUUUUUGUUUUUUUGGGGGGGGGGGGGACUUUUUCUGUCGAGGCAUUUUUAGUCUUGUUCUUGUCAUGACCACUAUUCCCAUUACCUGAGGUGUUCUGCUUCACUUUGUCUUGUGUAUUUCUCAUGUGAUAGAGCCAUAAGCUGGGUUACAUCCAAGUGUUUCUGUGUGGAAAGGCUCCAUGGAAACAUGAGACUCCCUACAUUUCUCUCUUUACUGGGAAAACCACUUUAUGCUAGUUUGUUGUGACAUGACGGUUUAUAAAUGAUAUCCUUCCAUCCAUACUUUAGAUGGUGUUUGACACUCAGUCCAACUGAUUGGUGCCUCAUUUACAAUUCAAAGUUCACUUUAAAUCAGCUUGACAGUUGACAAUGCUUGACAAGUUCCUUCCUCAGCAUUGUAGUGCCAUACCUGUCUUAUUUGCAUAUCAGUAGAGUGGAGGGGGUGAGCAGAGGAACUGAAAAUGUCUGCUAAUAUUGUACAAAAAACAGUCAAAAUGUGAUCGAAAUGUUGCUGCAAAUGCAUCACAAAUGCUAAGGCAGCUCCACCCUAGAGUUUAAGUCAGGCAGUGUAACUUACAUAACAGCGGCCUCUGUGGUCUCAAGGAUCAUAACCGGAGUGUUCAGAUUGUAAAACCCUCUGAGGACAAAUUUAUGAUUUGUUAUUUUGAGUUAUACAAAAUAUAUUAGAAUUGAAUUAAACUUAGAGCAGUGGUUCCCCAAACUUUUUCAAUAAUGUACCCCCUUUGGAAUUUUUCGUAAGAAAGAAGAUGCGACAGUUAAUAUGAAUAUUGAAUAUAAAAUGUGGUUUAUCAUUUACAAUUUUUUUUUAAUUAACUUAUUAUCAUAUUAUAAUUUGGUUUUAGGAAUUAUGCAUGUUUGAUAUUUUUUAUUAUUGAUACUUUUUUAGCCUAAGUUAUACUUUGCGCAUCCGCGAGCGCACCAGGGUCCGUAAAUGCCGUCAUCAGAGGCUGUACGCGGAGGCAUUGCGCGGACGUCUGCGUUCUACAAGUGCUAGCGUAGACCCAUGGUGGCAGCCCCUCUAAAAUCUUGGCUACAGCCAUGUUCAGGAUCCAUUACUGGAUAACCGCACUGAAUGGUGUGUGUGCGCUGUAUCUUGCGAGGCGUGUGUCAUCCAUUCGGUGUCGUGUGCAGCUGUGAUGUGUUUCAUGAACAUCUCUCCCUCCCUGCUCGUUACUUACUGCCCCGCUGCUUCGUCUCUCUGCCGGCUACCUUUCCACUUCUUUUUAUUCUUUUGUUCUUCCGUCUCCUUCCCUUCUUAUUCCACCUCGCAUCUUCCCUCUUCCACUUCCUUCAUUAAAUUUUUUCCACCAACUGCUCACCACUCCCAUCCUCCAUCUCCUCUGCCCCCCCCCCCGCAUCUGUUCCUCUCCCUCCAUCACUGCUCCUGCUGCCCUGCUUUCCGCCCUCUCAGCCUUCCUCCUGUUUCAUCUUCAUCUCUAAUCAACCUCCUGUCUCUCCUAUUCUCUUGCUUUCAUCCUUCACUCCCUCCUCUCCACCUCCGCUCUUCCAUCCUUUCUUUAUACCCCUCCUCUCGUAUCGUUCUCCUUCCACCUAAUCAAACUUUUUUCCCCUCUCCAUCGUCUCUCCUCCCUUCCUCGUCCAUCUCCCAGUCACAUCACUCUUCCCCCCCCCCCCCCCC
Anarrhichthys ocellatus (wolf-eel) is the source of this 4143-nucleotide messenger RNA. It is a transcript of the gene ache, whose product is annotated as acetylcholinesterase (Yt blood group). The transcript is spliced from 8 exons. Gene Ontology annotation, biological process: choline metabolic process; acetylcholine catabolic process. The record is from RefSeq and is a predicted model, not a curated record. Gene Ontology annotation, cellular component: plasma membrane. Gene Ontology annotation, molecular function: acetylcholinesterase activity. Bases 94 to 1962 code for a protein of 622 amino acids. NCBI's taxonomy places the organism in Eukaryota, Metazoa, Chordata, Actinopteri, Perciformes, Anarhichadidae.